GGAAAGGAUGCAGGGAAUACUCUGGCAAUCCUAGCGGCUUUCCUCCAUAGCCGUAGACCAGCCUUGGAGCGUCUCCAUGUUUCCGUAGUGAAAGGAGACGCUGCACAGGUUAUCGUUAGUUCCCGAGCUCGGUUCCAUGGGGAAUACCGUGACCUGUUGCGUGUCCCCGGACUCCAGCCCGAAAGAGGGGCGGGACCGUGAAGUGACAGAGAGUGGGGAGCCGUACCAGGCGCAAGGUGAGCCGCAGGAUGGUGAUGUGCAGCACAUGAGCGUCUGGGAGUUGCCAAUUGAUCUCAGCAAUGAGCGUAACCCAUCUGACGAUGCACAAACAAGCACAAUUUUCCUUUGCAAAUCCCAGACUGAUGUGAGAGAAAAGAGGAAGAGUAAUCACAUAAAUCAUAUAUCUCCUGGGCAGCUUACCAAGAAGUACAGUUCCUGCUCCACAAUAUUUUUAGAUGACAGCACAGUCAGUCAGCCUAAUCUCAGAAGCACAAUUAAAUGUGUUACCCUAGCAAUAUACUACCAUAUUAAGAACAGAGAUUCUGAUAGGUCCUUGGACAUAUUUGAUGAAAAAUUGCAUCCGAUAACACGUGAAGAGGUGGCUCAUGAUUAUUGUAAGCAUGAUCCAGAUCAUAAGCACAUCUACCGAUUUGUGAGGACUCUCUUCAGUGCUGCACAGCUAACGGCUGAGUGUGCGAUUGUUACUUUAGUUUACCUGGAAAGGCUUCUAACCUACGCAGAAAUUGACAUUUGUCCCAGUAACUGGAAACAAAUUGUUUUGGGAGCCAUUCUUCUUUCUUCUAAAGUUUGGGAUGAUCAAGCUGUGUGGAAUGUUGAUUACUGUCAGAUCAUGAAGGAUAUUACGGUUGAAGACAUGAAUGAGAUGGAGAGGCAUUUCCUGGAGCUGCUGCAGUUUAACAUUAACGUUACCGCCAGUGUGUAUGCCAAAUAUUAUUUUGACCUUCGCUCUCUGGCAGAUGAUAACAACCUUCAUUUUCUGCUGGAACCCCUCAGCAAUGAAAGGGCACAGAAACUAGAGGCUAUCUCCAGACUUUGUGAGGAUAAAUACAAAGACCUAUCUAAGGCUGCCAUGAGAAGGUCAAUAAGUGCUGAUAACCUAGUGGGCAUUCGGCGCUCUAACGCCAUUAUCUCCUGAGGCACUAUGUACAGGAGCGAGACGCAGCUAAGAUCCAAAUGGUGUGCCGUGUGGAUAUUCAGAAACCGUUAAUUUCCCACACGUUCUUCUACUCACUAUUGCCCACCGGCUGUGAUAUGUCUUCCAGCAACGAGGGCUGUGGGAGGAAAUGGGCACCCGGUUAAUAGAAGCAUGAAUGCAGUAAGGCCUUCCUCAGGAUUAAGGAGCACACGCUAUGGGAAUAUUGAGGAGGGGCUGUUGUAAGCAGCACAGUCUACUUAUAAAACAUGUAACCACUGGUGCAUCAGCAGCGUGGGAAAACCAUUUCUUUCCACCACCUUCAUUUGUUUGCUUACUGUGUAGGCCUAUAGCUGUGAACGGAGACUUUUUAUCAUUAUGUAGUAUACAGUUUUCGAAUCUUUAAAACACUAAUCCUGUGAGUAUAGUAUAUAGCCUUGUUUUAUUAUUUGAUUUUUUUAUUCCGGCAAAAUGCUCCAAAGCGUUAACAUUGACCUUUUCUAGCAGCACGUGAUUGUAUUGGAGCAAAUGAAGUUGCGUUAUUAUGAAUAAUAAUACAGAAACAAGUCCUCUGUGUCCAAGCCAGCCGAUUUGUUUUUAUAGAAUUUAUGAAAUAUUCACUUGUAGUCACUACAGUUCAACUGUCUCCAGUCUUCAUGGAACAAGGUGUCUGCGACAGAAUGUGUUUUUAUUCUCUAUUUUAAAUAUGACCUGGAACUGCCUGUAUCUCUGUCAUUCUUGGUGCUCCCAAUGAAUAUAUGCAUUUUAAGGCUAAGGCACUGUAUGAUGAAAUAUGAUUUGUGUGCUCUGUGCACUAUAUAAGCAUGGGAAACUGAGAUGGAUUCUUGCAUUGCUUGCAAAGUUGCUGCUCUAAGGACAGAGACAGAUGAGUAGAUUCGGGGAGAUUAAGUCGCCCGGCAACAUCGUCUCUUCGGGCGACUAAUCUCCCCGCCAGCUAGAACCUAAAUCACCAGCAGGAUGGCACUGGGAUAGCUUCGUUUUCCGAAGUUGCCUCGCAAGGAGACUUCAGUCAACUCUGGAAAACGAAGCAAUCCAAGUGCCAUCCCACUGGCGAUUUAGAUUCUAGCCAACGGGGAGGCUGUUCGGGGAGAUUAGUCGCCAGAAGAAGAUGUGAUUUGUCGCCAGGCAACUAAUCUCCCCGAAUCUCCACAUGUGUCUCUGCCCUAAUAGUCUCUAGUUAUUAUCUCUUGGUUACUAGAGGUGUAGGUAUUAUACAAUACCUUUUUAUGUCUCCUAAUUAUCUGUAUGCGCGGAUGUCAUCAUUUCUAGCUAUCUGCCUAAAUUUACCUUUUAGCUAUCUUGCAACAGCUGGAAGAUUGAUUUUUUUUUUUUUAGGACCACUUCAAAUUACUGUAGAAGCAUAAACUGAAAUUCUUGAAACACCCUGAAACGUCGACAUGCCAUCAAAACACCGCAGUUUCCCUAUGAAUAAAAGUGUUUUGUUGCUAAGAA
This is a messenger RNA of Xenopus laevis (African clawed frog), 2626 nucleotides long. It is a transcript of the gene ccnyl1.S, whose product is annotated as cyclin Y like 1 S homeolog. Gene Ontology annotation, molecular function: protein kinase binding. Lineage: Eukaryota; Metazoa; Chordata; Amphibia; Anura; Pipidae. The record is from RefSeq and is marked provisional.